Messenger RNA from Closterium sp. NIES-65, 2340 nucleotides. The record is from the annotation of a GenBank genome assembly. NCBI's taxonomy places the organism in Eukaryota, Viridiplantae, Streptophyta, Zygnematophyceae, Desmidiales, Closteriaceae.
AUGGAGCCGGAGGACGUGGACGAGGACGUGGAGGUGGACGUGGACGUGGACGUGGAGGUGGACGUGGACGUGGACGUGGAGGUGGACGUGGAGGUGGACGUGGAGGUGGACGUGGAGGUGGAGGUGGACGUGGAGGUGGACGUGGAGGUGGACGUGGAGGUGGACGUGGAGGUGGACGUGGAGGUGGACGUGGAGGUGGACGUGGAGGUGGACGUGGAGGUGGACGUGGAGGUGGACGUGGAGGUGGACGUGGACGUGGACGUGGACGUGGACGUGGACGUGGACGUGGACGUAGACGUCGACGUGGACGUGGACGUGGACGUGGAGGUGGACGUGGAGGUGGACGUGGAGGUGGACAUGGAGGUGGACAUGGAGGUGGACGUGGAGGUGGACGUGGACGUGGACGUGGACGUGGACGUGGAAGUGGACGUGGAAGUGGAGGUGGACGUGGACGUGGACGUGGAGGUGGACGUGGACGUGGACGUGGACGUGGACAUGGACGUGGACGUGGACGUGGACGUGGACGUGGACGUGGAGGUGGACGUGGAGGUGGACGUGGAGGUGGACGUGGAGGUGGACGGUGGACGUGGAGGUGGAGGUCGACGUGGACGUGGACGUGGACGUGGACGUGGACGUGGACGUGGACUUGGACUUGUACGUGGACGUGGACGUGGACGUGGACGUGGACGUGGACGUGGAGGUGGACGUGGACGUGGAGUGGACGUGGACGUGGACGUGGACGUGGAGAUGGACGUGGACGUGGACGUGGACGUGGACAUGGACGUGGACGUGGAGAUGGACGUGGACGUGGACGUGGACGUGGAGGUGGACGUGGAGGUGGACGUGGAGGUGGACGUGGAUGUGGACGUGGAUGUGGACGUGGACGUGGACGUGGAGGUGGACGUGGACGUGGACGUGGACGUGGACGUGGACGUGGACGUGGACGUGGACGUGGAGGUGGACGUGGAGGUGGACGUGGAGGUGGACGUGGAGGUGGACGUGGAGGUGGACGUGGAGGUGGACGUGGACGUGGACGUGGAGGUGGACGUGGACGUGGAGGUGGACGUCGAGGUGGACGUGGAGGUGGACGUGGACGUGGACGUGGACAUGGACGUGGACGUGGACGUGGACGUGGAGGUGGACGUCGAGGUGGACGUGGAGGUGGACGUGGAGGUGGACGUGGAGGUGGACGUGGAGGUGGACGGUGGACGUGGAGGUGGACGUGGACGUGGACGUGGACGUGGACGUGGACAUGGACGUGGACGUGGACGUGGACAUAGACGUGGACGUGGACGUGGACGUGGACAUGGACGUGGACGUGGACAUGGUCGUGGACGUGGACGUGGACGUGGACGUGGACAUGGACGUGGACGUGAACAAGACGUGGACGUGAACGUGGACGUGGACAUGGACGUAGACGUGGACCUGGACGUGGACAUGGACGUGGACAUGGACGUGGACGUGGACGUGGACAUGGACGUGGACGUGGACAUGGACGUGGACAUGGACGUGGACAUGGACGUGGACAUGGACAUGGACGUGGACAUGGACGUGGACAUGGACGUGGACAUGGACGUGGACAUGGACGUGGACGUGGACGUGGGCGUGGACGUGGACGUGGAUGUGGACGUGGAGAUGGACGUGGACGUGGACGUGGAGGACUUGGACGUGGAGAUGGACGUUGACGUGGACGUAGACAUGGACGUGGACAUGGACGUGGACGUGGACAUGGACGUGGACGUGGACGUGGAUAUGGACGUGGACGUGUACGUGGACUUCGACGUGGAAGUGGACGUGGACGUGGAGAACUUGGACGUGGACAUGGACGUGGACAUGGACGUGGACGUGGACGUGGACGAAGACAUGGUCGUGGACGUGGACGUGGACGUGGACGUGGAUAUGGACUUAGACGUGGACGUGGACGUGGACGUGGACGUGGUCGUGGACGUAAACGUGGUCUUGGACAUGGACGUGGACGUGGACAUGGACGUGGACGUGGACGUGGACGUGGACGUAGACAUGGACGUGGACCUGGACGUGGACGAGGACGUGGACGUGGACAUGGACGUGGACAUGGACGUGGACGUGGACGUGGACAUGGACGUGGACGUGGACGUGGACGUGGACCUGGACGUGGACCUGGUCGUGGACAUGGACGUGGACGUGGACGUGGACCUGGACCUGGACGUGGACGUGGACGUGGACGUGGAUAUGGACGUGGACGUGGACGUGGACGUGGACAUGGACGUGGACGUGGACGUGGACGUGGACUGGGACGUGGACGUGGACGUGGAGUGGACGUGGACGUCGACGUGGACAUGGACGUGGACGUGGACAUAG